Messenger RNA from Actinia tenebrosa (Australian red waratah sea anemone), 1629 nucleotides. RefSeq lists its product as uncharacterized. Lineage: Eukaryota; Metazoa; Cnidaria; Anthozoa; Actiniaria; Actiniidae. The record is from RefSeq and is a predicted model, not a curated record.
AGCAACUCAGACAUCCUGGACAAGUUUGGAUCGCGUGACUAAAUUGCGUGACUGUCAGUGAUACGAUGAGUGUACGAACUUCUUUCUGGGCGACCUGAAAUUGCAUGAAGACAAGCCAUUAUGUUAGAGAGCAUCAUCCAAAUYAUCGUUGUAGUUGGGUUCUCAGUGUUCUUGAGAGUGUUUGCCAAAGAACAAUUCGGUGAUUCGAAUGCGUCAGACAAAAAACCGUUAAAUCAGUGUUCCUUUGAAGCAACUGAAGAAGUUAGAAUUAAUCUGUGUACUUUGGAAGGAAAUGUCAUCCUUAAUGUUUCUCAAAGGACAUCCGCUGGGGGAAAUUCGCCAUCAAUUAAAAUCCAUARGUAUUACUGGAUAAACCCUUUUGGUAGGAUACAAAUUGCGAAGGUACCUGAUCUGUCGAGUACCAACUGCCCAAUAAAUUCYACGUCAUGUCUCGUGAGCGAAGUAACAUUCCAGUGUAAAGACAAUCAAGAUGGUGAUGGCGUGUGUUUUAAUGACCAACAAAUCACGGCAGAUUCAUAUGGCAUGCUGGAAAAUUGGACGCCGAAAACCGUAUACCCUCCGGUGUCAAGCAAUGGGAACGUGAAGGGAUCGACUGCCUCCAUCACCAUGUACGGAAGACCUUGCUAUUACUGCAGUGACUCUGAUCUAAACCUGAGUACGGUGAUUGGAUUUUACUGCGAUGAAAGAAUAACGGGUAAAGGAAAACCGAUCAUAAAACAACAACCAACCAAACACAAUCCUGAAGUCUUGCUUCACUGGAACACAUCUGCGGCUUGUUACGAGUUCAUCAAAAAUGAAAAAUGCACUUUUCCCGAUUUUUUUGAGACUUUCUGCAAUGAUAAUGCUUUCGGCUGCAACUCCAGUCAGGUUCACAAAAACCAUCAGUAUAGUUUUCCAUCGAGUAAAAACAGUUCUUUAAGUUUCGUAAGUUCAAGUAUUACAUACACCUUUGGGUUUUGUGCGAGGGAUGUUGAGUGUAACACAACAGAUGACAAAAACGUUAUGAUAUGUAAGAAGGAAGGUCAAGAUCUCAAGCCUUUGGCGUAUUAUAACGAUAACGUGGAGUUUAUCGCAAGACCGACAGGCUUUGUUAUGCGAAUUAAAGAACAGUCAGGCGACUCUGUGAAAGCUGUUAUCAGUUUUGAGUGUUUAUCAACCGAUGACAUCAGCUUGACGUCUGUGCUGGAGGAGGAUAAUGUGCCAAUUCUCUUGAUUAUAAGGCAUUCCUGUUUCUGUCCGAACAUGAGCGACUCAUCGCAAGACAAGAAGAAGGGCCCAACUAUAGAUCAAAAUAAAACGUGGCCAGUCAUGAUUUUCGUGGUUUUCACAGUGUGCGUUUUAGUUGCAUUCCUGAUCUAUGUCAAACACAAAUCUAGGACAAGAACUAGAACUGAGGAGCCGCCCCCCAACAAUGGCAGAGAUCUUUAUGGUGAUGGCAAUGAUAGUGAUUUCCUAUUAAAUAAUAAGAGUCCACCUAAUACUUACGACAGCUGCAAAACCAUGUUCUGUUCUUUAACUGCAGCAAGCAAUGGUAUGUAUCUGCAAGUUGUUCUUAAAUACUUGGUAUAUCAAUACACUGAUGUUCAGCCGCUUCUUGACGAUCACUGA